This is a messenger RNA of Coniosporium apollinis CBS 100218, 588 nucleotides long. RefSeq lists its product as uncharacterized. NCBI's taxonomy places the organism in Eukaryota, Fungi, Ascomycota, Dothideomycetes. The record is from RefSeq and is a predicted model, not a curated record. The coding region runs from base 1 to 588 and encodes 195 amino acids. The transcript has 2 exons.
AUGGCCUCUCACUCCGACACGAACAAACCUAUACCAUACUCCAAACGAGCCAUCAAGGCGGUGCCAAUACCUCAAGGCAGAUCCGCAACGCAAGAGCGGCGACGUGACUUGUUCCUAAAGAAGGUCCAGCAAGACAGAGAUGAGAAGCGAUGGGAGGCGCGAGGUGAUCAGAUCAUGAAGCUGGACUUUGUUGCAGAGCGUAGACGAUGGGAAGCGGAACAAGCGCGUGCGGCGCCCAAUCCGGACGAACCAUCCGAGGAUUCAGAAUACGGCGAAGGAUACAAUGACCUCCCAAUGUGGAGCAGUCAACAGACCGAGGCGAGGCGAUCAUCGCAGCCAGAAGAGGAGGCUGAGGCAGUGAUACAGCAAGAGAACGAGGAGCUUGACGCGAUGAUAAGCAUGAUGGAAGAGCAGGGUCAAACAAGUCAGACCUCCAGUAUAGGGUCACCCGGAUUCGGGAGCGACGACGAAGACUACGACAUCAUAUUCUCAGAGAUUCUCGGCGCUCGAUCGACACCUCAGUUACUAGACACGGACUCAGCAUUCAAUGUGCCCGAUGCCGAUGCUAUGGAUACCACGAACGGAUAG